AAAUUAAUGUGAAAUAAAACUUGACAGAAAUCUGCUUACUUUAAAAGACAUUUUGGAUCUAAAGUUAAAAUAAAAAAAAAUUAAAAAAAAAAAACAAUCUAUAUGAAAGAAAAUGAAAGAAAAAAUAGAAUUUAAAAGACAAAAGCUUGAAAAAUCAACUAAAAGAAUAAAAAACUAAUAAAAUUUUAAUAAACACGUAUACAUACGUUCAAACAUACAUAUGUACGUACAUUUGUAUUUACAAAAAUUUAAGUAUAAGGUAUGUAUGUAUAAAUACAUGGGUUUGUAUAUGCAUACCAAAAAAAUAUAAACAAUAAAGAAAAUAAGAAAAAAAGACGCAUGCGAUAAAAAAAAGAGUAAAUUAACCAAAAAGAAGUCCUUAAGUUCAAAAGGAAAAUGUUAAACCAAAAAAAAGAGAACGCUAAUAAGUUAAAUAAAUCGAAAAGGAAUCAAAUAAAAAUAAAGGAACGUUUGAAAAUUAUACUAAAAAUAAAAUAAAAAAAAAACACAAAAAAAAAAAAGAAAUAGAAAACAAAAAAAGAACAGUGUGAAUGUUUUAAGAUCAAACAACGAAGAAUUUCAAAUUUUAUUAUUAUUACCGUUAUAAUUUAACUUGUGCUAUAUAUACAAUUUAAAUGAUUAUACAUGUAACAGUAUAACGACCAUCAUUAAGCACCACAAACAAAGAAUAAAAAAGGAAAACAGUAAAGAGAAGAAAAACGAUCAUAGACAAAAAAUAAUAAAAAAAAAAAACCUAAAAAAUACAAUAUGCUUAUAUCGGCGUAGUGUUCGUAUUUAAACACACAUAUACAUAGAUAUAUGAACAGUUAAUUCCUUAUAUGUAGUACUAACCACAAAACAAAUAAGGCAAUGUUAAAGAAAUACAAUAACAAUAACAAAGAAACAAUAAAAAAUUAAAUAUAAUAAGGAUAAAAGAAGAAAAAAAUUAACAGAGCCUUAAUAUUUUGGAACUAAUACAAGUCUUCUAUAACAAGAAAAUUGGGCAUUAUAAAAUAAAUAAAAUAAAUGGAAUGUACUUUACAUUUCAUAAAAACAAAUUGUUGAAAAAUACAACGCCUUUGUAAGAUGGUGAAAUUUAUUUACAAUUUACAUAAGAAUUUACAUGAAUAAAUUUCAAGAAUAAUGAAAUAUAAAAAAUAUUUAAUUAGCUUUAAUAAAUUAAAAAUUUUUGUAAAAGAAUAAAAUAAAAAAACAAAAUGUACUUAAGUGAAUGUAAAGAAAUUAGUUUGAGUUCUACUCUAAUUAAAAUAAUUUGUAACAGUUUACUGAUGCUCUUAAAAGUAAACAUAAACAAAAUAAUUCUUUAAUAUGAUAAUGAAAAAUAAAACAUGUUAAUAAAUUAUUGUAUGUUAAAAUAAAAAAAAUAAAGUGAAAAAUAUAUAGAAAAAUAAUUUAAAUACAUCAUAAAUAAUGAGCGGUUGUGUGGGAAGAGUACGUUUUUCAAGGAUAUACAACAAUUUACUAAGAACAUUUACAUUGAUCGCAUUUGGAUUUGCUAAUAUAAAUAAUGGUGAGUGAAACGUGGAAUCAUGUAGCAGAAUAGGACUAACAUCACAUGUAGGCAAAGAAGCACCAAAUAUAUCAGCAGCACCAUCACCAUUAUAUGGAACUGAUCAUCUAAGAGGUUUGCAAAUGCAACAUUUAACUUUACAGCAGCAACAACAACUUCAACUACAAUUAAAACAACAACAUAGUAUAUUAAAUAAACAUAUGGCAAUGUCACAUACAUCAGUAAUAGAUCAAAUACCUAAACUUAGGCAAUUAAAAUCAAAAGCCUCAAUAGAUUUAGUUAAUUAUAAUAAUGGUAUUGUUGAUAAUGGUGAAAAUGACAAUAUCAAUGUUGGUACAAAUAUACGAACUAGCUAUGAUGUAAACAAUGAUAAAAAUAAUGAUAUUAAUAAUUUAUUAAGUAGUGAUAGUUUAACGAGCGAAAGCGAUACUAGUUUAAUAUUAAGUGAUAAAAGUGAUAAUGGUAAUUUGAAAUCAUUAUCAAUAUUUAGUAAUAAUGAACUUAGCAGUAGUAAUAAAAUUUAUGGUGAAAGUUUAGUUAAUAAUAUUAGUAGUCCAAUAGACAAUGCUCUUGAAAAUUCCGAUAGUAAUAAUAACAAUAAUAAUAAUCUUGUUAAUAAUAAUAGUAAUAAUGUAAAUAAACAACAACAGCAACAAACAGAUGCUUCACUAUUAGAUGAAAUGUAUAAUACACCAAUGUAUUUUGGUACUGAGAAUAAUACAGUUAUAACAACACAAAUUGGAGCAACAGCACAUAUGCCAUGCGCAAUACAUCACAUUGGUGAUGGAGUGGUGUCAUGGAUUAGAAGAAAAGAUUAUCAUUUACUGACAGUUGGUCUAACAACAUACAAUAGCGAUGAAAGAUUUAGUGCCACACAUUUAAAGCAUUCAGAGGAUUGGACAUUGCAAAUAAAAUUUGUUCAACUACGUGAUGCUGGCAUUUAUGAAUGCCAAGUUUCAACCCAUCCGCCCACAUCGAUAUUUUUGAAUUUAAAUGUAGUUGAAGCACGUGCUGAAAUAUCGGGACCUUCGAUAAGAUAUUUAACACCUGGAUCUACAUUAAGGCUUCAAUGUCAUGUUUUACAAAAUACUCAGCCUUCGGAAUUUAUAUUUUGGUAUCAUGAUAAUAGAAUGAUUAAUUAUGAUAUUGAUCGUGGAAUAAAUGUGUCAACAGAAGCUGAUUUUCAGUCAUCAGAACUUGUCAUUCAACGGACUAGAAGGGAACAUUCUGGAAAUUUCACAUGUUUGGCGAGCAAUGCUCAACCAGCUAGUGUAUUGGUUCAUAUUUUCAAAGGUGAUAAUCCAGCUGCAAUGUAUCAUGGACAUGUCGGAUCAUCAAAUAAAUCAUAUCAGAACCAAUUUUUUGUAAAUUUAUUGUUAACAAUUUCAAUAGGCAAAUCAUUAUUAUAUCAUUCCUGUAUAAAAGUUUUCCAAUUUUUGUAAAAAAACAAAAAAAAAAAACUAUCAAGUAAAAUUUUCAAAUUAAAUUUUCUACUGAAAUAUUGGUCAUCGCACCGAAAAAAAAAAAACUAAAAAAACAAAGAGGAAACCUUAAAUUAAAUUAAUGCAACUACAUGUAUCUAUAUAUACAUAUAUGUAUAUGUAUGUAUGUACCAUGUAUAGUGAAAGUUAUUGCAAAAUUAUGUUAUUAUGCUUCACGAAUAUAAAAUUUUAACAAAAAUUACAAAAAAAAUAAGAGAAAAAAAAAGAAAAAUGGAAAAUUUCAUUGAUAAAUUAAAUUGGUUACUUGUUGACAUAAUUCGGAAAAUAUUUUUUGCACAUUGAUAAUGAAUAUAGAAGUUAAUAUUUUUUUUUAAUUUAAUUUUCAUCAGACUUAAUUAAAUUGGUUAACUUUUAAUUGAAAUAUAGUGAAAAUAUUUAAAUCCUUUUAAAUUUUCAUC
Condylostylus longicornis is the source of this 3431-nucleotide messenger RNA. RefSeq names its product myosin-G heavy chain (gene dpr13). Gene Ontology annotation, biological process: synapse organization. The transcript is spliced from 9 exons. Lineage: Eukaryota; Metazoa; Arthropoda; Insecta; Diptera; Dolichopodidae. Gene Ontology annotation, cellular component: neuron projection membrane. The record is from RefSeq and is a predicted model, not a curated record. The coding region runs from base 1654 to 2973 and encodes 439 amino acids.